Molecule: messenger RNA, 3489 nt
Organism: Homarus americanus (American lobster)
Lineage: Eukaryota; Metazoa; Arthropoda; Malacostraca; Decapoda; Nephropidae
Product: protein XRP2-like
Exons: 7
Coding region: 196-1257 (353 amino acids)
Biological process (GO): post-Golgi vesicle-mediated transport
Cellular component (GO): cilium; periciliary membrane compartment
Molecular function (GO): GTPase activator activity
Source: RefSeq, a predicted model, not a curated record
AUACUAUAAUUAAACCAAAUGUUGUAGUUAUCCCCUUAUGUCUUGUGAGUGUUGAUGUACCUGGCCUAGGGGGGCGAGGACCCCCGGGCCUAGGAGGCGAGGAGCCACGACCCCCGGGCCUAGGAGGGACGACCCCGAGGAAUUCUUCGCGGGAAUAAGAUCACCCUUACCCCAAGAGGUUAUUUCUUAGUCAAUAUGGGCUGUCUUCACGCCAAGAUUAAGAAACAUGACACUGAACAAGAAAAAGGCAUUACUAUUGAAGUACCAAAGACAUAUACAUGGGAUAAGAAAGAGAAGGUAAACCCUGCAGACUUUACCAUUGAGAACAUCAGUAACAGAGAAAUUGGACGUUUGCCUGGCACGAUCAGUGGACAACAGUUCAUUAUCCAGAAUUGUCAAGCUUCACAGAUUUACCUCUUUGAUCACAUCAACACCAUAACCGUUGAUGACUGCUCUGAUUGUAUCAUCUUUGUGGGUCCUACAACUGGAAGCCUCUUCCUGCGUGACUGCCAAGACUGCGUUGUGAUGGCUGCCUGUGGACAGUUUCGGACACGGGACUGCUGUAAAAUGGACAUAUUCCUCCUUUGUCAGACACAACCCAUCAUUGAAGCCUCAGCAAAGAUGAGAUUUGGCUGUUUCCAGGCAUUUUAUCCUCAGUUGAAAGAUCAAUUUAGAAGUGCUGGCAUCAGUGUCUUUAAUAAUAACUGGUCAAAUAUUCAUGACUUUACACCAGUGGAUGGAGAAACAAACUGGUCUUGUGUCUCCCAGACAACAAAAUUGUCACAAGUGUUCAAACUACCCGAGGAAGAUGAGCUUAAGAGUGUUGGGAUGACGCUGGACCAUAAUCUCAGCAUUGUUCCCUAUACAUAUGGAUCCCCUGGAUAUGGGUCACAAGAGGCAGCCCUUGUUAUUAUGUUCUGUGAUGAAUCUCAACACCAAAGAGCUAUGAAGUUCAUCUCUUCACUAAAAGCACAAGUUGUUGACUGCAAGAUUCAGCACAGCAGAGAGGUGAAGAUGGAAGCGACAGAUGCUCAGCGAGUGUUUCACACUUCAGAGUACAAGAGUGCUAUUAGUCAAGGUCCAGUCAUUGCCUUCUUGUGCCUUGGCAAUGACAUCACUCAAGUGUGUUCUACGAUUGGACAGGAGAUGAAUGAUGCCUCAGGUAAUACAGUUGUUUAUGUAACCUCUGAUGUAAACACCAGCAACAAACAGAUUGAUACCUUCUUUUCUUAUGCUUCUAUGACCAUGACAAUGUAAGUUCACGAGACCUUUCUGAUACAUAUGUUAGACUUAAACCAGAGGCAUAUAUUGUGAUAAAAUAAGUUGAAGAGAUGCCUUCUUUUGUUUCUGAGUCACUCAUGAGGCCAGUAGUAUGAACACUGCUUGCUAAGAAAAAAUACAGUCUCAUACAAUGUUAGUACAGUAUAAUGAUUGUACUCCAUAGUAUGUAAGAUACUGUACUGUAAUAAUGAUUAUUUUUGUCAAACACCUUUAACAGAGCAAGUGGUAUAGUUUGAAUAUUGUCUAUAUUACACUUUUAUCAAAAUGAUUCUGAAUCUUAAAGUAAACCCUCGAUGGUGACCUACCCACCUGCCCUGCCCACCAUUCCUCUACCCACCUGCCCUGCCCACCAUCCCUCUACCCACCUGACCUGCCCACCAUCCCUGUACCUACUUGAUCUGUCUACCACCCUCUGCCCUGACUGUCCACCAUCCUCUGCCCUAACUGUCCACCACCCUCUGACCUGACUGUACACCACCCAUCAUAGUUGGGAGAGGGUUGUGUCACACAUGACCCAUCAGUGGCCAAGACAACAUUUCUGGUGUUUUUAGUACAGGUAUUUCUUGUAGAACUGUUGGAUGAUAAUUCAGGAACUUUAAAGGCAAGUGUUUCUUUAUAAUGAAAAUCUUUAGAAGAAUGCAAUAACUACUUGGGUCAAUGAACACAUCUUUGCUGUUACCAUGAGAAGAAGGUAGAAUCAAUAGAGAAUGAUUCACUCAAUAACAAGACCCAGUGGAACUGAAUUUUGUUCUCUGUCAAGGGUCAACGUUAUAAGUGUAAUGUUUAAUGAAAAAAUCAGUUAUUAUUGUCAUGUAAAAUAUAAUUUUGAAGUUCUUACUUAAUACUAAUGAAGCACUGUCUUGGUUGGUAACAGUUUUAACAGCCUGAAAGAAAGAGUAGUUUCCAUAGAACUGAUAGCCUGUUAGGGGCAGUGUGGAUGCAGCACACUGUCCAGGAAGAGUUUGGUACAUAAAUAGACAAUGUGGCCAGCACUGUGCUUGAUUGCCUUUGCUUUCCUCAACUGUAAAGUUAGAUACCCAUUCACAAUUGGGUGGACUUGGUGCAAACUAGCAACCCUUAUGACAGGAGGCAAGUACUGUAUGUAUUCAGCCACUGCACCCCAACAUCUUGGGAACCGUAAUUUGGACUAAGAUUUUAAUAGUUGACACUUUUUUUUUCUCCUUUUCUUCAUCUUUUUCCUUAAUGAGAUGCAUCAGCAAGUCAGUCAUUGAAGCUCUGGCAGGGGGCAGAUCCAGGGGGGUCCCAAUCCCUCUUUUCAUCAGAAAAUUCUAAUACUUUUCUUUUAUGCAGUAUUGUACUCAAGCAUUUUUGUAUAGUAAAAAGUAAUUACUGUUGACCUCAAAAUAUCUCCUAAUACCAAGUUCACAUGGCCUCAAAAUGCUCAUGAUAUAUUAGUCAGAUUUCAAAAAUUCUUCUAUGGGGUGGGGCUUACAGUACACCCCCAAACCCCCCAGCUGGGUGGGCUUGCUGUGUUCCCCAAGUUACCCCACCCACAUGGUUAUCAAAUAAUUAAUGUUCACAUGCUAGACUUGAUUCUCUGUUAAAUCAGAUUUAUGUUCGGAGGGAUCACAGAAUUAAUCUUGUUAACCCUUUAGAGAGCAAAGUAUCCCUUAGGUAUUUUAUUCUGGCUUCUGCCACUGAGAGGAACCCCUGCCCACUCAAGGGUUAAUAGUUAUAAGAAGUUGUCAUUAUUGUUAACUUACUUAAUAGAUACUGUAUGACCAUGUGGCUUAUUUCCCAAAUAUUAAACCUAUUCAUUGGAUCAGUUUAAAAAGCAAUAGUCCAGAUUGGAGGAGACCUAAGAGAUAUAAGCAGGGCAGAUUUAAGCAACUACAGUAUUUUGGGCAAGUGAUGAGCAAAUAUCACCUCCCCAAACCAAUUUUUUUUUUCAUACUAGCAAAAAGACGACAGGAAAUUCUUGAAUAUUCACAGAUUAAUAAUUCAUAGUAAAAGAGUUAGAAUCUUUAUUUUAAUAUUCAUGAAUGUUCCCAAUUAUUUCAAGUCUCAGAUACAGUUACUAUGCCACAAAUCCAAAACUCUGUGGGACCAGAAAUCUUUUGCAUUUAUAAAAACAUUGGCAUAUACAUUAAAUAUAUGCUGUACAGUACUAAACAGUAGUACCCCGAUUUACGCGGUCAAUUGAACCCACAGGGUACCGCGGAAAGUGAACAACAGAACAUAUGGGAU